Branchiostoma belcheri (Belcher's lancelet) is the source of this 2171-nucleotide messenger RNA. RefSeq names its product insulin-induced gene 2 protein-like. The record is from RefSeq and is a predicted model, not a curated record. Bases 233 to 853 code for a protein of 206 amino acids. Gene Ontology annotation, biological process: cellular response to insulin stimulus; cholesterol biosynthetic process; SREBP-SCAP complex retention in endoplasmic reticulum. The transcript is spliced from 7 exons. Gene Ontology annotation, cellular component: SREBP-SCAP-Insig complex; endoplasmic reticulum. Lineage: Eukaryota; Metazoa; Chordata; Leptocardii; Amphioxiformes; Branchiostomatidae.
AUUGGUCAGCCGGCAUCACACCAGCCUGACGCGCCGCCGGGCCGCAAUGUUUACGUGCAACCCCGUGUGAUGUCCACACUCAACUGCGGCAUUUCCCAACUUUCUAGCCCGCUUUCUUCCAACCUAGGACCCGUGAGGUUUGCAGACAUCAUAGCUGCUGACACGCCCUUUGCUAGAUCCUUCUAGCCCUGGUUCCUUCUGCCAAGUGUAUAUAUAAUAACAACUGGCCAAGAUGGUGGCUGCUCGGGUACUGAAAGGGUUGCACAUACUGAUGCGAGGAUCUGUGCUCUUCAUGGUGGGAGGACUUCUGACCAUAGUGCUCAACUUACUUCAGGUUCAAAGAAAGGUGACCCUGUUCCCCCCUGAGGUAAUGAUUACAAUGUUCCAGUCUGCCUGGUGGGUACCGCCAGCCUGUGGAGCAGGAGCAGCCAUCAUCGGUCUGAUGUACCCGUGUUUGGAUAACAAGUUGGGAGAGCCCCACAGGUUCCAGAGGGAGUGGUCCAGUGUCAUGAGAUGUGUUGCCGUCUUUGUAGGGAUCAACCACGCUAGUGCUAAAAUCAAUUUUGACAAUAACAUGCAGUUGUCGCUGACGCUGGCGGCCAUGUCUAUUGGGAUGUGGUGGCUGUUCGACAGGUCACGGAGCGGGUUUGGACUGGGAGUUCUCAUCGCUGUACUGGCUACAUUUGUUACACAACUCUUGGUCUACAAUGAUGUCUAUAGAUAUACAGAACCAGACUUCUUGUACGUUCGCUCCUGGCUACCUUGUAUCUUCUUUUCCGGAGGGGUCACAAUGGGCAACAUAGGCAGACAACUGGCAUUGUAUGAUCCAACCAUCAAGGAGAAGGUGGAAUGAAGGACAACCAAGACAUCAAAAAUCAAGUUUUCAGCCAUGAGCUCUUCCAUUUUAAGUGAAAAAAGGUUUUUAUUUAGACACAAACUGUGUUACCACAAAUUUCAGGGAUCCAUAGAGUAGGCCAGUAAAGAGUAUUAAUUAUGGAACAUUGAUGCUCAGGAAGCACCAAUAUACAUUACAGAAAGGUUCAAAGGCUGCCAUAUAUUAGUAGGGGAUGCAGUGUCCUGUUAAAAUAGAUCUGUCAUUCUUCCGGUAGUAGUGUUUCAGUGUUUCAGUUUUUCCAAGACUUAUUUUACCUUGCUUUCGGUUUUUCCAUGCAUCCACAUUGUAAAGGCACAAAAUUUGAAGUCGUAGACUUCUUCUAAUAGUGCACCCUUUUAUAAAAAGCUGUACAUUGCUGUGUAGCAAGAGCCAACAUGUAUAUUUGACUGUACAAAACCUUAGAAGUUUAUCACACAAACAAAAAAGUAAGUUUAAAAGUAAGUUAAGAUUAUGGAUUCUAAGAAUACAUAUCAAAUUAAAUUUUAUCAUGUAUUGAAAGUAGUAUGUGAGCCAUCAGGCAUAUUGUUUUCAGCUGAAAGGGAACUUUGCAAAACAUUUCAGGUUUGUUUUCAAUGAUAAUCGUGAUUGUCAGACUAAGGUACACAUGUGUCUAUUGAGUUUUAAAUUUGCUGCUCAAACUAGCGAGACCAUCCAUGCAAAAAGCAGUUGGUCUCUUAUCCUUUGUUGUGUACUAAAAUGGUUGACAAAAUUCCUGAUUUGUUUAGAAUGUAGUAGUUAUUUACGACUUUUAAUCACAAAUGUUUUGUGUUUUUUUUGGCUUGCUUUGGAUCGACAUCCAAGUCAUUUUUUAAGCAGCAAAGGAAACAAAAGACGUUAUGAGCCGUUACUAGUAUAGUUAUGUUGGGUUUAAUUUGGUUUAACUGAAAAUUAGAAUCAUCUGUUGCAUCUACAUCAUACAGCUAAAUUAUAGUAUGUAUUGAAUCUUCUGUCAUUGAAGUAUUUUAUUGUUUUUGGUUCAGUUUUUAUUAAAUAGAGCAUCACAUGACACAUUUAUGAAAAUGGUGCAUGUUCUUUGCUGUAUUCUGUUCUUACAGAAAAAAGGUUACAAUUGUGAAAAAGUCCAACAUUUGGAUAGGCUUAAAUUAAUGGAAGCACAUGUAUAGAUAAGUCUACUUUUUUGUAGAUGAAAUUUGGACAAGACAGUUGAUUUUUCUGCUUGGAAUCUGUAUAUGUUUGACAUUGUACAAUUUAUAGCAAGCUAGCAAAAAUGUUUGUAUUUGUACAUACAUGUGAAGAAAAUAAAACUGUACACGUA